AUGCUUACCAUAACUCUUCAAGAUCCAAACGCAACCUACAGCCAAGGCGACCUCGUCGCCGGCCAAGUGAGCUUCCACGGCGUUGCUUCACAGCCAGUCGACAUCGUAGUCGAGUUCACCGGCCACACUAAAACCACGACCCCUGACUCGGGCGACAGAUAUGGACAGGCGGACCUUUGCUGGACGCGCGUAGCGCAAUUCCAGUGUCUCCACGGAUCCCAACCUGCAAGUCAACCUACCGCCUGGCCAUUCUCGUUCACCUUUCCCUCGCGCGCGUCGCCAGUUGACCCCAGCGUCGUGGACAUGCGCGGGUGGACUAACCAGAUGACGACGAUCCGAUCGUACCACGCAUUGCCGCCGACAUUUCUCGAUCAAGGGGUCCCGCCGCUGUUCAUGGCUGCGGUUGAGUAUCACGUUCGCGCGUCGGCCUGGGGCAAGUCUUCGCGGUCUGGGUCAGCUCAUGUCGUGCUUGGCGAGCAGAGCGUGGCUAUUGUCUACAGACCGAGAGAUGACCCGGGCCCGGUGCCCCUUCAAGAUUUGAAGACGACGAAGAAGAAUAAGGGCGAGGUACUCAAACUGUACGCGCACCGCACCAUCAAGAGCAGUCUCUUCGUUCCGAAGGCAAAGGAGAAGCGCGUGAAACCUCCUCCAGACCAAACAGGACUGCGCGAGCGCGCCCGCUCCCUCCUCCCGCGCCUUCUGCACCUCCCCUCUCUCCAGUGCCGCCUCGAGCUCGUGCUCCCUGCCCAGAUCCACCUAGGAGAGGAGAUCCUAUGCCUGGUGAAUGUGGUCCCGCUCUUGGACUCCUCCUCUUCCUCGACCGUGAGCAAGGCCCCGCCCUUUACGCUGUCGGCGUUUAGCAUUGCCGUCACCGGCAAGACGAAAGUCUGGGCCGCGGGAGAGUCACGGGAUAUGGACGAUGUAAAGAGCCGCGCGGAUGUUAUUCUCGACAAGUCGAAGACGGGGAUGGAUGUGGCACUCGUGCCCUCGUCAUCCUCCUCCUCCUCCCCGACGGCAGUGGCCGGAGAAGGCAAUUAUGCACGCGCGUUAAUCAUUAGCCCCGCCGUUCAGGGUACCGCACCCACAUUCAAAACGUACAAUAUCUUCCGUACAUACGCCAUGCGCGUAGCAGUUGAAGUCCGCUGUGCGGACGUGUCCAUGAGCAUGGCAGAGAAGGUGGAGUUGGUUGUUCUGCCUGGGACAGGCGACUACUACUCUUCGACGUUGCGUGGAGUGGCUGGCCAUGGGGACUUUGAUGUUCUGGAUCCGGCACGUUUGCCUUCAUAUGUUGAGUCAGUUUCGCAGAUGGCUCAGGCGGUAUUUUCUAUCCUGGGAGGGUAA
Aspergillus calidoustus is the source of this 1341-nucleotide messenger RNA. The record is from the annotation of a GenBank genome assembly. NCBI's taxonomy places the organism in Eukaryota, Fungi, Ascomycota, Eurotiomycetes, Eurotiales, Aspergillaceae.